AUGGGGGUUGUUGUAUCAAAGAACGCGGUCAAACCAGUAACAGCAGCGAUGCCAACAAACUACGAAAUUUCGGGGGCUGUUAACUACAACACGUCUGAGGCUACAUACAACACUGCCGCCUUUGAUGCACCAGUUAUUGAUAAUAUUGGCAGACAAAGUGUGAUACUGUCUUAGACAGAAACAAAUUUAUAUUCAACAGAGAGUUACUAAGCGAUGUAAAAUUUGUUGUUCCAGUGUCAAACGGCAAGAGGCUGGUGAUUCCAGCUCAAAAGUUUAUUCUUGCAAUCAGCAACCCUGUGUUGUGUGCCAUGUUCUAUGGUCCAGUGGCGGAAACUAAAAACUCUAUUGAUCUAUCUCACUAUGAGUACGAGAGCCUGUUGGAGUUGCUUCGUUUUUUGUACUACGAGGAAGUA
Molecule: messenger RNA, 413 nt
Organism: Pocillopora meandrina
Lineage: Eukaryota; Metazoa; Cnidaria; Anthozoa; Scleractinia; Pocilloporidae
Source: the annotation of a GenBank genome assembly